GAGGGAGAGACAGACAGACAGAGAGAGAGAGAGAGAGAGAGAGAGAGAGAGAGAUCUCUUCUACCUGUCUCGUGCACGACACAACUCGCAGCAAUGCGCGCGGAUCGGCGCCGAUUCUUCUCUCCGUUUUGCAGAUAGAGAAAAAGAGAGAAAGAGGAGAGAAGCGAGCAUGGACUGCCUUCAUCAUCUCCUCAUCUUCCUCAUCUCCUACUUCUUCACCUGCGAAAUUUCUUCACCUGUGCGCGUGCUGUGGCUCGGGAGCGUUCUGAAGACUCUGCAGCUAUGCUUGUCCGUGUCAUCAGUCUCAGCUUCUUCCACCAGCGGCCUCGAUCACGAUUACAUGUUCAUCACCCCGGUGGAAGUCGACUCUCUCGGAAGCUACAUCACUCACGACUUGUCCGGGUCGAGGCACCGAACCCGAAGGUCGCUAGGAGAAGGUGGAGGUCAUGUGCACUACCGUCUCUCUGCCUUCGGAAAGGAGUUACACUUGGAGCUGCGGCCCGCUAGCGUGAUCGGCGAGGAGUUUACGGUACAGACGCUGAGUGAGGGCGGAGUCAGGGUCACACGCAUCGACCCCGAGGUUCGGAACUGUUUCUAUCAGGGCAGCGUGAGGAACCACACGGGUUCUACUGCAGCUGUUUCCACCUGCACAGGACUGUCAGGUCUGAUCCGGAUGUCGAGUGAGGAGUUCUUCAUCACCCCUCUACCCAAACAUUUGGCAUUGGAGCACAACUACAGCGCCCCUGCUGGACACCAUCCACACGUCAUUUACAAACGCUCAGCAGAACGGCGUGUCCACAGCGACAGAACAGAUAGAUCAGACACGUAUCACCACAAUCACCACCACCACCACCAUCAUAAUCAUCAUCGUCGUCGUCAUGACUACCAGCAUGGGAAGUUCCAGAGGCAACACUUCUGUGGGCGCCGCAAGCAAUACACUCCUAAGCCCCCUGCAGAGGAUCACUUUGUAAUGCCUGAUGAGUUUGAGCCUCCAGGCCGGAUAAAGCGAUCACCGAUCUCGUCUAAUAAAGCCGGAGCUCUGAAUGUGGAAACUCUGGUGGUGGCCGACAGGAAGAUGGUGGAGAAACAUGGGCGGGAAAACGUCACCACCUACAUCCUCACCAUCAUGAACAUGGUCUCCGGCCUGUUUAAAGACGGCACCAUCGGGUCAGAUAUCAACAUCGUGGUGGUCAGCCUCCUCCUGCUCGAGCAAGAGCCAUUGGGUCUCUCCAUCUCUCACCAUGCUGAUCAGACCCUGAACAGUUUCUGUCAGUGGCAGUCAGGGCUGAUGGGUAAAAACGGCAAGAGACACGAUCACGCUGUUCUCCUCACAGGCCUCGAUAUCUGCUCAUGGAAGAAUGAACCAUGUGACACCUUGGGCUUUGCCCCCAUCAGUGGGAUGUGCAGUAAAUAUCGCAGCUGCACCAUAAACGAAGACACUGGGCUGGGCCUCGCCUUCACCAUCGCACAUGAGUCAGGGCACAAUUUCGGGAUGAUCCACGACGGAGAGGGGAACCCCUGCAGGAAGGCGGAGGGGAACAUCAUGUCUCCUACUCUGGCGGGGAACAACGGCGUGUUCUCCUGGUCGUCCUGCAGCCGCCAGUACCUCAACCGCUUCCUGGGCACAGCUCAGGCCUCGUGUUUGGUGGAUGAGCCGAAGCUGAUUGGUCAGUAUAAAUACCCCGAGCAGCUCCCGGGGCAGAUCUAUGAUGCAGACACUCAGUGCAAGUGGCAGUUCGGCUCCAAGGCUAAGACAUGCAGACUCGACUUUGUCAAGGAUAUCUGUAAGUCGUUAUGGUGCCACCGGGUGGGGCAUCGGUGUGAGACCAAGUUCAUGCCCGCUGCUGAGGGGACGACAUGCGGACCGGACAUGUGGUGUCGUAAGGGGCAGUGUGUGAAGUUCGGGGAUCACGGGCCAAAGGCGGUUCACGGUCAGUGGUCAGGUUGGUCCAAUUGGUCAGAUUGCUCCAGAAGCUGCGGGGGCGGAGUUAUGUAUCAGGAACGCUCUUGCAACAGUCCCAGGCCGCAGCACAGUGGGAGAUUCUGCCAGGGUUCGAGUCGUCUGUACCAGCUGUGUAACACGGGGGCGUGUCCGCGUGACGCCGCGAGCUUCCGAGCGCAGCAGUGCGCCGAGUACAACAGCAAACCGUUCCGAGGCUGGUUCUAUAAAUGGAAACCUUACACCAAAGUGGAGGAUGAAGAUAUCUGUAAGCUCUACUGCAUCGCAGAAGACUUUGAUUUCUUUUUUGCGAUGUCCAGCAAGGUGAAGGACGGCACGCCAUGCUCCGAUCUCACGCCGGACGUCUGUAUCGACGGGGUGUGUGAGGUGGUGGGAUGUGACCAGGUUUUGGGCUCCGGUGCUGCUCUGGACGUCUGCGGCGUGUGUAAAGGAGACAAUUCCACCUGCAGACUCUUCAGUGGCCACUACAACUUACAGCAUCAAGCCAAUGAGUACUACCCGGUGGUGACGGUUCCUGCAGGAGCUCGUAGUGUCCGUGUCCAGGAGCUGGAGAUCUCCAGCAGUUAUCUGGCGGUUCGAGGACAGAAACGCGGCUCUUAUUUCUUGACGUCUGAUUGGACGGUGGACUGGCCAGGAAAAUUCAACUUCGCCGGAACCACGUUUGUGUAUCGGCGCUCGACUAAUCAACCUGAGAGCCUGUACACGCCGGGACCGACCAAUCAGACGCUCGUAUUUGAGAUCCUCGUCCAGGGUAAAAACCCAGGGGUGAUGUGGGAAUACACACUUCCUCUACAGGAAAAAAAACACACCUACACGUGGAGAGUGAUCCGAUCGGACUGCUCCGCCUCAUGUGCAGGAGGUCGUGUGUCGGUGAAGGCUGUGUGUGUGCAGGAUGAACAGGUUCAGGUGAACUCCUCACUGUGUGACCCUCACAGCAGACCUGCUCUGGCGUCUCAGCUCUGUAACACACAGCCGUGUCCAGCCAGCUGGUCAGUGAGUAGAUGGAGUGCAUGCAGUGUAUCGUGUGGAGCAGGCCAACAAAGUCGCACCAUCCGCUGUCUCAGGAAGGUGAUGUACCAAAGGGAGGAGUUAUCUCUGCCCUCCACCUGCCCUUCACCUGUUCCGGCUCACACGCAACCCUGCAACACACACUCCUGCCCUCCGGAAUGGGGUACCGGCUCCUGGUCACCGUGCUCGAAGACAUGUGGGCGUGGUGUGAGGACACGGAGUGUGUUCUGCCACAGUGUCAGUCCCCUCUCUGGUGCGUCUGUUCUCCAUGACAGCUUGUGUGAGCUCCAGCUGAAGCCCAAAUCUCAGGAGAGCUGUGUGAUGAGCCGCUGCCCUAAAAACGAGCGGCUGCAGUGGAUCACCACCAACUGGGGAGAGUGCUCCGUUUCCUGUGGUGGAGGUGUGAGGAAUCGAGAGCUGCAUUGUGCAGAGAGAGACUCUAACGGAGGAUUUACAGAAUUCCCCAUCAGAAGGUGUAGAAAUCUCCGGAAACCCCACACUGACCUCAAGCAGGCCUGUAAUAAAGCGCAGUGUCCCGACCUGCAGCCCCACCUCCCUCCACCCGGCCUGGGGAGAGCGAGCGGUGCUAUGACGCUCGGCUGGUACUCAUCACCAUGGCAACAGUGUACAGUGUCGUGUGGAGGUGGGGUGCAGACACGCAGCGUUCAGUGUCUGCGACACGGCCGACCCUCGUCAGGAUGUUUAACACACCUCAGAUCCGUCAGCUCCAGAGCCUGUAACACACAUUUCUGCCCUCCACCAGGACUGACACCAGGACCUGCUCUCAAAGGAGAGAAUUCAUGUGUCGACUACUUCACCUGGUGUCACCUGGUUCCUCAGCACGGCGUGUGUAACCACCGGUUCUACAGCGAGCAGUGCUGCAGGUCGUGUUCAGUCAAGAAGCUGUAGAGGAUUUCCCAUGACCACCCUCUCUGACUCCACCCACAUGACCCAAACUGGAUUUGGGGAGGAAAAUAAAACGUACAAAGAAAUGGACAAAAAAAAGAAAGCAAGAGGUGUGGAGGCCUGGUUCUUCCUGAAGUACUUGAUGGGCAAAAACACUCUGGAGAAAUAAACAGCUCCGUGUUUGUGCUAAAACUGUGGAGAAGUUGGGUUUAUGCCUGGACGUUCUGUACUGGACGUUAUUCCUGUAAACUGAUAUUUUUUAUUUUAUUUUUUUGUGAUGAUCAGAAGCAAAUGUUCUGCUCAGUUUAUAUUUUUAUUGUAUAAAUGACUCGCUUCCUGAGAAGUUUAUUUUUACACGAGGAUGCACCGAGCUGAUACUGACUGCAUUUGUCAUCGAUCUGGACCAUACUUUUUUUAUUUUAUGUUUUAAAAAAAAAACACUAUUUAAUUACGUUUAUAUUAAAAAUAUCGAAAUUUACUAAAUGGUAGGAGAAAUAGAGUACAGAGCGUAGAUUAAACCACAAACUAGCUUUUCUUUUCAUUUCUUCAUUUCUCUUCAUGUACUGCCUAGUAUUAUAGCUUAGCUACGUUAGCUAACCUACCUAAAUGUUAAUGCUAACACAAACAAUUUUAUUUUGUAAAUGUUUAUUCAGGGGAAGAAUUAAUUUUACUGUAAAAUCUUCUAUUUUGCUAGCAGACAGGUAAUAGCAUUGUUAGAUACACAAAUAUAUAUAUAUAUAAAUCUAUAAAAUGUUAGCCAACUUGGCUAAAUAGGCACCUAAGCAAUUAUCCACCUGACUAGUUAGCUAACGUUAAUAUCACAUGUCCAGAAUUUGUAAAGUAAGCUAAUAAAGCGUCUAAUUGUUCUAGCAAGCUAGCUCGCUUUCAUUAAAUAAUGUAAUUGGAUAAUUAAAAAAAAAUCAUUUUUAAUGAUAGCAAGCUAAUUAAUAUGAGGCUAAAUGUUAUAUUCUGUGAGUAUCAAGGCCUAGGACUAGCAUGCUAGCUAACAUGAGGUAACGUUUUUUUCUAAUGAAGUUCAGAGGAAAGCUAAGCUAGGAAACGUUCAAUAAGUUAUUGUGAUGAUGCGAUACGAUGCUUUUUUUCAAUUGCAGGAUGAGGGAAAAUUAGCAACACACACACAGACACACACACAGACACACACACAGACACACACACAGACACACACUGCAACUGCCUUUAUUCAUUAUUAAAGUGGAAGAAGGUCAGUAUCAGCUCUUGGCUUCCAGCUGACCCUCAAAGCUUUGAAUAGCUAGUGUCCUGUGUUCACACUCGCUACAUGACAAAUCCCUCGCGCUGCUUGUAGCUACUGCUCCCGUUGUCACAUGUGGGCGUGGCCUAUCUGGCUUUUCCUGUAAGCAGCAGUAGUAGCUACAAAUAGCUUCUAAAGCUAAAUCAUUCCAAAUAAACA
Molecule: messenger RNA, 5303 nt
Organism: Hemibagrus wyckioides
Lineage: Eukaryota; Metazoa; Chordata; Actinopteri; Siluriformes; Bagridae
Gene: adamts18
Product: ADAM metallopeptidase with thrombospondin type 1 motif, 18
Exons: 23
Coding region: 170-3877 (1235 amino acids)
Biological process (GO): proteolysis; extracellular matrix organization
Cellular component (GO): extracellular matrix
Molecular function (GO): metalloendopeptidase activity
Source: RefSeq, a predicted model, not a curated record